UAAAUUCUACCAAAAUGAAAUUGAUUAGAUACUACUUACUUUUUAGAAUUUCCUCCUCGUGAUAUCAUCGGGUCAAAAGCAAAACAACAUGCAUCAGUUUCUGUUGAAGUUUCUUCCAAUAUAUCAGAUCGUUCGGAUCAUACUGAUGCUAUAUCAGAAAAUAAAGAAAAUGAUAAGAAACGUCGUAAAUUGGAUCAUCUAAUUGAUUCAACUGGUGAUGGUAGUGGAGGUGCAGGUGAUGAUGAAGGAAUUGGUGCAUUUCUUUGGUGAUAGUGUACUUAAAACAGUCAUUCAAUCUUGUAUUGAUAAAGUGAGACCUGUAAGAUUUGGUGAACAUCUGAAUUUAUAUGAACUCGAAGUUACUGCAUAUAGUUCAGGUUAUUGCCUUGGUAGUGCUAAUUGGAUGAUUGAUUGUGGAGGUGAAAAGAUUAGUAUAGUGUCAUCAUCAUCCACGGUACAAAAUAUACAUCCUUUACCUUUUGAUGAGACGGUAUUAAUUAAUGCUGAUGUUAUCAUUCUUAGCGACUUGCGUGAUAAGGAUGGAGCUAGAUUUGAAACCAUUCUUAUUGAAAUUGGAAAUUGUGUUGCCAACACUCUAAAAAAUAAAGGAAAUGUUUUAUUCCCUUGUACGAUGAAUGGAAUUAUUUUUGAUAUAAUAGGUUUUUUGAGUCAACACCUAAGGGCCGUAGGAUUACGUGGUAUUCCCUUCUAUGCAGUAUCUCCUAUAGCUGAGGAAUCCCUCAAAUAUUCUAAUAUAUGUGGGGAGUUGAUGUGUACCGAGAGACAGCAAAAAAUGUACUUGCCAGAUAAUCCGAUGCAUCAUCAAGACAUGAUUGAGCAAUCGUUAUUAUAUUAUGCUUCUAGGGCUGAUAGUUCAUUACGGGAAAAAUAUCAAGAACCAUGUGUUGUCUUCGCUGGACAUCCGUCAUUACGUAGUGGUGCAACCAUUAAUUUCAUUAGAAAGUGAGGAAAUAAUUCAAACAAUUCAAUAAUAUUUACAGGUUUGUACAUUGUAAUAAUUAUUAUUAUAUUACUUUUUCGCGUGAUUAAUUAAUGAAAAAUUUAAAAAAGAAUCCGAGUAUGAUUGUGAGGAGGCGAUG
Molecule: messenger RNA, 1100 nt
Organism: Rhizophagus irregularis DAOM 181602=DAOM 197198
Lineage: Eukaryota; Fungi; Glomeromycota; Glomeromycetes; Glomerales; Glomeraceae
Source: RefSeq, a predicted model, not a curated record